GACGUUGGAGACACCAUUUAUCAGUUGACAGUAAGUUAUCGUGAUAAUUGUUCACGUACAUCUAAAUCUUUUACUAACGCAAACAGAGUACGGACAAAUUACAAUGGCUGUCAAGAUGAUCGUUUUCAUCGCAUGCUUGUCAUCCGCCGCCCUGGCCCAAUACGUCGUGCCGGCGUACCCCGUUUACCACGUGGCACCGGUAAAGGCUAACGUGCCCGUUAACGCACCGACGCCGUACAGCUUUGUGUACAGCGUAAACGACCCGAACACUUACGACGUCAAGAGCCAGGCCGAGUCCAGCGACGGCAACGGUAACGUAAAAGGCUUCUACAGCCUUUUGGAAGCCGACGGUUCCACGCGCACCGUCGAGUACACCGCCGACGACUACAACGGUUUCAAUGCAGUCGUCAAGAAGGAAGGCGGAUACGCUUCCGACGUCGCUUAUAAGCCCGCCGCAGCCCCGUACAGGCCGUACUGAAAAAGAGAGAGAGAGUGACGGCCAAUCGCCAAACGACCUUCGUUCUCUGACUAAUCCACGUGCCACGCGCGUUUCCGGUCGCGACGCUGCUGACACAUAUUCAGUCAUAAUACUAUUAUAUUAUUAAAUAUUUUAAUAGUUCAACGAAUAUUAUUAUUAUACCUACACGUUCUGCAGCUAGCUAUUGCACGGACAGCAGUCUGCGUACCUACCCAUACUCAUAUAGCUAUAGGUCAUUAGAGCGGUUCGUACACUUUAAGAUUAUUACUAUUAGUUACCUUGUAAAUAAUUAUAAGUUACGAUUUAUCUGAAACCAAUUUGUAGUUGAUAUUUAUUUGUAUAUUAUGUACGUUUAUCCACUACACUUUUUUGUGAUAUAUUAUUAAUAUUCAACUAUUGACACAAUAUAAUAAUAUAUUAUAACAGAAAAUGAAAA
Molecule: messenger RNA, 914 nt
Organism: Rhopalosiphum padi (bird cherry-oat aphid)
Lineage: Eukaryota; Metazoa; Arthropoda; Insecta; Hemiptera; Aphididae
Product: cuticle protein 8-like
Exons: 2
Coding region: 104-478 (124 amino acids)
Cellular component (GO): extracellular matrix
Source: RefSeq, a predicted model, not a curated record